Molecule: messenger RNA, 1783 nt
Organism: Lingula anatina
Lineage: Eukaryota; Metazoa; Brachiopoda; Lingulata; Lingulida; Lingulidae
Product: synaptic vesicular amine transporter-like
Biological process (GO): aminergic neurotransmitter loading into synaptic vesicle; transmembrane transport
Cellular component (GO): terminal bouton; synaptic vesicle membrane
Molecular function (GO): serotonin:sodium:chloride symporter activity
Source: RefSeq, a predicted model, not a curated record
GUAAUAUGUAAUGUAAAUGUCUGAAAUUUUCAUAAUUUUUAUUUAUAAAUGAUCAACUCAUGUCUUAGAUAUACCAAUGUUUUUGUGUUCUCGCAUAAUCUUGACGUUACAAGGUGAAAGAUAAAAUGAAAGACAUGCCUCGUUAGGUCUAGGUACAGUGACGUAACACAGGGACACCCUGAACCCAGUCAAUCAGUUUUCGUUGCUGGUCAUGGAUGAGCUGUAAUUGUGACCAGGAUUUCGUGCAGCACCCACGCGGUAACCUCGUGGCAGAUUCGCAGUUCAACGCUAGCAUUUUAAAAACAAAUCAUGGAAUCCAAAGACACUAAAGUUGACAUAGAAUUACCCAAGGGUUGUUGUAAUUCAUGUUGCCACAGACUUCGAAGGUCCCGCCAUCUAGUGGUGUUCAUACUGUUUAUGGCAGUAUUGAUGGACGUUGUCCUAACAACAAGCAUUGACCCAAUAGUGCCUGACGUUAUACAUCGAAUCAUGGGAGAUGCAGACGCCAACACGAGCGUGCCGAUGGUAAAGUCGUCGUCUCCUGUUAACAAUACUGUCAGAGAUGAGAAAACUGUCGGCAAUGAAAACGGUUUCACGGAGACCAGCAGAGGAAUGGAAAUUGGCAUAGUUGUGGGUGCUAAGCCUUUCGCAGAGCUCUUCUUUAAUCUCGUCGUAGGCUGUUUGGUGGAGAGAGUCGGUCAUCGUUAUCCGAUGAUUCUAGGUUUUGGCAUCAAUUCUGUUGCCACUGCAGUAUUUGCUUUUGGCACUAACUUCCCAACCCUGGUAAUGGCAAGAGUUCUUCAAGCGAUUGGCUCCAGUAUGUCCGUGGUAGCAGGCCUGGUGUGCCUGGCAUCAGCCAUCCCAGACGACGAGCAGCGUGUUAAAGCCAACAGCAUGGCCUUCAUGGGUAUCUCUAUUGGUGUCAUAAUCGGGUACCCUUUUGGCAGCGCCACCUAUCAAUUUCUAGGACAAGCUUCACCGUUUUUGAUUUUGGUUGCAUUCAACAUUUUAAGCGCACUGCUCCGGCUAUGGAUCGUAACACCUGAAAUAUCGAAGGUUGAAGACAACUGCUCCAACAUUAUAGAAUUCGCUCGGCUCAUGAAGGACCCAUACGUCCUUAUUGCACUGGGUUGCAGUUUCGUCUCAAACUUCGGUUUAGGCAUCUUCCUAGGGACGGGCCCUGCCUGGAUGCUAUACAAACUGCACGCGGAACAGUGGACUGUUGGUGUGGUACUGGCAGUUGCCGUCUUCUUCCACCUCACUGCCCAGUACAUUACGGGGGCAUACUCUAUGCGGUUUGGAAGGUGGUUAUUUUGCAUGGUGGGUCUUAUGCUUUCUGCCAUUGGAAUGGGGGUGUAUCCAUUUGUAAGCAAUGUGUGGGAAGUCCUGGGCCCCGAAAUCAUUGUCCGCAUUGGUCAGGGAACAGUUCUCAGCGUUAUAAGUCCACUCCUUGGUCAUCUGGCGGACAUCCGGCACCACGGCAACUACGGUGGAGUAUACGGUCUUUAUACUACGUCUUAUAACUUAGGAUUAAGUAUAGGGCCAGUGUGUGGUGGUUCUUUAGUAAAAGUGCUAACUUUUGACUGGUUAUACCGCGUUACUGCAGUCAUAAUGUUUCUCUACGCUUUCACUUCGCUGGCAUUCCGCGACACGCCUGCUGUCCAGCAAGGAAGCCCACCGAAACAGGUACUAGUUUCCCCUUUGACGUUUUUUUUUUACGAGUUAAUCUUUUUCAACAUUCCAUUCUUUGUGAUUUCUUAAAUGAACAUGUGCCUUUGCUGCG